AGCAGAGAGAAAGAGGGAAGGAAGGGCUCCCUGCGGGGAGUGCACACCAUUUCCGCUUCCGCCGCGGCCAUUUUCUUGGUUUUGUUGCUGCCGGAGGGGAAGCGGGCGUUUAGAGGCGAUGAGGCCCAUCCCGGUGACGGCGGCGCGGUGCCUUUCGAGGAGGUUUUAUUCCCUCAAAAUUGCACCUAAAGCUGAAGCUGCAGCCGCCGGACAAGCGCAAAUACAGCUGCACCCCCAGGAGCUUGAGAUUACAAAGCUACCCAAUGGCUUGGUGAUCGCCUCUUUGGAAAACUACUCUCCAGUUUCAAGAAUCGGUGUCUUCGUCAAAGCAGGCAGCAGAUAUGAGUCCACCGCUAAUUUGGGGACCUCUCACCUGCUCCGUCUUGCAUCAAACCUG
Molecule: messenger RNA, 397 nt
Organism: Sceloporus undulatus (fence lizard)
Lineage: Eukaryota; Metazoa; Chordata; Lepidosauria; Squamata; Phrynosomatidae
Product: cytochrome b-c1 complex subunit 2, mitochondrial-like
Exons: 3
Cellular component (GO): mitochondrion
Molecular function (GO): metal ion binding
Source: RefSeq, a predicted model, not a curated record